Hibiscus syriacus is the source of this 1141-nucleotide messenger RNA. Its product is annotated as UPF0496 protein At1g20180-like. The record is from RefSeq and is a predicted model, not a curated record. The transcript is spliced from 2 exons. The coding region runs from base 1 to 1086 and encodes 361 amino acids. NCBI's taxonomy places the organism in Eukaryota, Viridiplantae, Streptophyta, Magnoliopsida, Malvales, Malvaceae.
AUGUCUAGAGAUCCUAAGCAUCGCGAAUACAGAGGUGAGAAAGAGCUGAGAGAUGCUCGAAAAAGCUUGAAUGUAAAUGAUGAAUACCUUAGUACAUUAAGAACCAAAUCAUACUUGGAAUUUUCCUCAAAAGCUCAAGUAUUAGCCAAUGAACCAUCUUCUCCAUACAAGUUCUUUCAGCUCUUGGAACCCUGCCAAGACACCGUAUCUUCCAUCUUAGAAUCCGCAAUCCUUGACGAAUCACCCGAACUCAAAACCCUAAUCUUCGAUUAUUUCAACGUUAGUGCCGAAGCAUCGAGGAUCUGCGGCCAUCUCCUCGCAAAAAUCAAUCAAAUCCAACGUAAUUAUCAGUUCAUCCAACGAGCACUCGAUUCGUUGGAUGAGUAUUAUCAUUCUCCCGAGAAAUUCGGACAGAUUCUUUCCGAGUUGAACUCAUUCGUAGCCCUGAAAAACCCGUUUUCCAACCCUGACAAACAUGAUUUCAAGAUGAUUAACGAGAAAUACUCCUCGAUAUUUCACCAUCUUAAAUCGAAGAAAAGGAAGGUUUCGAGGAAGAUAAAGAUGAUCAAGUUCGUUCAUAAAGCGUCCGGGAUUUGUUUAACGGCGGCUUGUGGAGUGGUUGUGGUAAUAGCUAUAGCUAUAUCAGUGCAUACUCUUGCACCAUUGUUAAUGACACCUGCGAUUCUGAGCUUCGUACCGGUAAAGCUUUUAAAGAAGAAGAAGACGAUGGUUUUCAAGAAAUUCCCGUGUUUGAAAUUUGGGUUUCUCAGGAAAGUCGGGGAUCAGCUCGAUGUUGCAGCGAAGGGGACUUACAUUUUGAACCGGGAUUUCGAUACGAUGAGUCGGAUGGUUUCGAGGAUGAAUGAUGAAGUUGAACACAAGAAGGAAAUCAUACGGAUUUGUUUGGAGAGACAAAGGGAAGAUCAUCGAUUUUGUCUGCAAAUUGUCGAGGAGUUAAACAAGUGCAAUUCUGGAUUCUGGAAACAGGUGCAGGAGCUUGAAGAACAUGUUUAUUUGUGCCUUGUGACGAUCAAUCGAGCAAGAGCAUUGGUAAUCAAGGAAAUGACAACAUCUUUUCUGGUCUAAAAACGACACCGGACGAGAUAAUUACAAAGAAAUAGUGCAUAAAUUAUAUCGACAU